Linum tenue is the source of this 306-nucleotide messenger RNA. NCBI's taxonomy places the organism in Eukaryota, Viridiplantae, Streptophyta, Magnoliopsida, Malpighiales, Linaceae. The record is from the annotation of a GenBank genome assembly.
AUGCAUCAGCAAGGAGAGCAGACCUACAUCGUCCACUGGAUCAAUCCCAUCAUUGAAGCUGGCGACAUACGUAGCAUAGUCGAUCCCAGAUUGCAAGGUGAAUUCAGCACCAACUCCGCUUGGAGAGCUGUCGAGGUAGCCAUGUUAUGCAUUGCAUCAACUGCAGCUCGCAGACCGGAUAUGAGCAAUGUUCUAGCUGAACUGAAAGAGUGUGCUGCACUAGACAUGGUGGCUAAUACUACAACAACUCAAAUCACUCAGCAGCAACAACAUCCGCGCAACUGGUACCGAAAUGCUAGCUCCUAG